UCGCCUCCCGUCUCAGUCGGGCUAUUUAAGAUGCUGUUCAGCUCAAUUACGGGCUCCUGCCUGAUGGCAUUGGCCUCAGUCUCUGUAGCAGAGAAGAUUCCCGACAACCACAUCCUCUGGGGGGCAAAAGGCCGUCCGACCACGCUGCAAGCACGUCAAGCAGCAACAUCCACCAAUGCAGCUGCUUCUACCACUUCUAAAGUCGCUGAUGCAGCCUGUACAAAUGGUCCCUUCACAAGAACGUGUUGGUCGAAUGGCUUUAGUGCUGCCACUGACUUUGAUGCUAAAUGGCCCACCACGGGCAAAACCGUCUCGUACAACUUUGAAUUGACAAACGGCACAUGCAAUCCUGAUGGCUCGGCCGGUGGCGGUAGACCUUGCCAAAUGUUCAACAACCAAUUUCCUGGACCUACAAUCACUGCUAACUGGGGUGACACAAUCUCGGUGACUCUGACCAACAAACUCGAAACCAAUGGAACAGGUAUUCACUGGCAUGGUAUCAGACAAUUGAAGACGGUCUCUCAAGACGGCGUGCCCGGAAUUACUGAGUGUCCACUUGCGCCGGGCAAGUCGAAAACUUAUACUUUCCUCGCCACUCAAUUCGGUACAACAUGGUACCACAGCCACUUUUCUGCGCAAUACGGAGACGGCGCAACAGGAAGUAUAGUUAUUAAUGGCCCGGCUUCCUCGAACUAUGACAUUGAUCUGGGCGCAUUCCCCCUCACCGAUUGGUAUUAUGGCACUUCCUGGGCGGUUGGUGUUCAAUCGCACAACAACCUUCAACGUGGUGCGGCUCCACCACCAGCAGACACCAUUCUUAUCAACGGAACAAACGUCAGUGGGGGAGGUGGCAAAUACAGCAAGACUUCCAACCUCAUUCCUGGCAAGAAAUACAGGCUACGCCUCAUCAACACAUCGGUGGACAAUACGCUUCGUGUCUCAUUGGACGGACAUCCAUUGACCGUUAUUACAUCUGACCUGGUUCCCAUCAAGCCAUGGACUACGAAUUGGAUCCUGAUCGCUAUCGGCCAAAGAUAUGAUGUCGUCUUCACCGCGACCAAAGAGAACGCGGGCAAGAACUUUUGGCUUCGCGUCAACUAUGCCUCACAGUGCCCUUCGUCGGGGAAUGUCAGCCCUAAAGCUCAAGGAAUAUUCUCAUAUCAAAAUGCGGCCGAUGCCAACCCGGAUUCCACCCAAUAUGUGGAGCCUACCGACUGCGUUGAGCCUAUCGCAAACCUUGUUCCAUGGGUGAAGAACACUGUAGACAGCACUGCUUUCGUCAAUCAGGUCGGCAGCCUCGACGUUGACAUUUCCUCUCCUGGUGUGAAUACGAAUGGUCAGAACAUUGUCGUUUGGGGUGUCAACCUCUCUGCUAUCAAUGUCGAAUGGGAAAAGCCUACGCUACAAUACGUCAAGGACAAGAAUACCAACUAUCCCAGUACCUUCAAUCUAAUCGAGAUCCCCAAAGAGAAUACCUGGAGUUAUUGGAUCGUUCAAGAGCCAUUGAACACCAGAGUCCCAAUCCCUCACCCCAUUCAUUUGCACGGCCACGAUUUCUACGUCCUCGGCAACGGCGCCGGUGUCUUUAACAAAUCCACAUCCCCGUCAACCCUCAAAUACGACAACCCAGCUCGCCGCGACACCGCAUUCCUGCCCGGAGGCGGUUGGCUCGCCAUCGCAUUCCCUGCGGAUAACCCAGGAGCCUGGCUCAUGCAUUGCCACAUCGCCUGGCACGUCGCCGACGGUCUCGCAGUCCAAUUCCUCGAAGCGAAAGACCAGAUCCCGCUUGGUGACGCUGCGUGGGAUCAAACUUGUAGCGAAUGGAAUACUUUUCAGGCUACCAUGCCAUUCCCGAAGUCUGAUUCUGGGCUCAAGUUGCUUAAAGGAAGAGCAGAGUGGGCUUAG
Periconia digitata is the source of this 1905-nucleotide messenger RNA. NCBI's taxonomy places the organism in Eukaryota, Fungi, Ascomycota, Dothideomycetes, Pleosporales, Periconiaceae. The record is from the annotation of a GenBank genome assembly.